Messenger RNA from Drepanopeziza brunnea f. sp. 'multigermtubi' MB_m1, 3033 nucleotides. RefSeq lists its product as uncharacterized. The record is from RefSeq and is a predicted model, not a curated record. Gene Ontology annotation, cellular component: cytoplasm. Lineage: Eukaryota; Fungi; Ascomycota; Leotiomycetes; Helotiales; Drepanopezizaceae.
AUGGUGAAGGCGGAUCUCACUCGAGAUUACUAUGGUGAUCUCGAUCUGCCCCCGACCGCUGAGGUUCAUGAGAUCAAGAAGCAAUUCAAGAAGCUAGCUCUCACAUACCACCCUGACCGCAACCCGGGUAGGGAAAGUGAAGUCACGGCCAAGUUCCAGAAGAUCCAGUCCGCCCACGAAGUCCUCAUUGACCCCCAAGAGCGAGCCAGGUACGAUGCGAACAAGAUUCGGCCAUCGAGAUACGGAGGGCAGUCCUCAGGAGUAAGGGGAAACCCGUGGGCAAACGCUGCCUCCGCCUAUCCUCCUCCGCCCAGAGCCCCAACUGCCAAAGAGCGGCAGCGAGAUCCUCCGCCUUCGACGGGUGCGCGACGAUACGGGAAUUUCACGACUCCGCAACAGUCUGCAUAUGCCGCCUCUCAAGAAGGCCCCCAAGCAAGGAAGGAUACCUACACGGCGUGGGAGCAUCUGAGACACCAACAUGGCGCGUCGGACCCCAAGCCGGGACCGGGUAAGACGUGGAAGGCUCCUGAACCACCGCCACGAGGCACGCCGCAGUCGGGUCGAGAGGAGAGCAAUGCUAAGAGACAUGGUCCCCCGCCCAAAGCUGGACCCUCGUACCAAGAAUUCCGAGAAUUUCGAGAUAGAGAGGCCAACACUCCGAGGAGAAGUCAGAGCACGAGUGCAGGCAAUAAGAAGAAUGGGUUUAUGCCCAAUACACCUGGCGGAGGAGAUGAGCCACCAGCGCCCAUGGGGGCUUACUUUACGGACCGCAACAAACCUUCGGUUGCUCCUGAGCUGCCACCUCGAGAACCGCGCCCCCAACGACAAACCAGACCGGUCCCUGAUCCCUUAGCACAGUUCAAGGACAAGGCAAUGGCUGGUGAACCUCGCAUCAGUACCCCAUACUCUACUCAUGGCGGAGAGAAGUUCGAUCCCUUCGAGAGCACUAAUGUCAACAGAUCCAAGAGCACUCGAGAGCGUCCACAGCAAUUUGACGGCGACUUUAUGCCUAGGGCUGGUUCUGAUUCUAAUAUGAGUUCAGUCGAAAAGGCUCGGGCGUAUGCUCAGCGUCAUUCUCCCAAAGCUCCGAAGCCGGCAGAGCCUCCGAAUCACGAUGGUUCCAGUUCGGAGUCUAGCUCGGAUGGCUUUGUCAAGAUGAAUGCUCCUGCCAGCGGCACCACCCACAGAGCUCCCUCAUCGCAAGGCCCAUUCGAUGCUUCGACGCAACCGAAUACUAACAGCAAACAAAGCGAGCGCGCACGUCUUAGGCAGUGGAUGUUGAACAACCCUGGACAAGAACCCCCCCCUGACGGGCUUCCAGAUGGACCUGUUCCUCGGUCCUCUAGGCCUCAAACCCAACAGCAACCCCAGAAUAAUGGAGAUACAAUGUAUGCAAACUCAGAUUCUCUCAAUCCCGAUCGCCAGUCCUCCAAAGUUCCAAAUUUCUCUAUCAAGCUUCCGACAGUUUCGGAAUGUCUCGAAGAGCCUGCCGCGCGAGGCCCUCUGUCAUACAAGAAACCCACCAAGUACUUCAUGGAUGAUCAGCCUGCAGUCACCCCUGAUGCACAAACUCUGAAUGCUUUCGAGGGCCUCCAACGCAGCCUCGUCGACCAGCUGCUACAUAACAAGCGUACUAGCAGCUUGAAUGAAAAGUCCCGUCCCAGUCCUGGCUUUGCUGAGACACCAGUUCGCGGUACCAGCGGUCGGGACUGGACGAAGGACCGUCAUUACCAAAAUCAGACAGCCUGGCAAGAGUACAGAGACCCUUCUUCUCCGGGAAGCCCCUCGAAGAAGUUGAAACCUGCCAAGCACCUCCAUUCUGUGCACCCCUAUGAUUUUGCAAAGUCGCGAGAGUUUUGGGACGAACUUGAUAAGUUGAAGAAGAGUCAGGCUAAUUACCCUAACCGCACCUCUAGUUUUUCUUUCAACGUAAACGAUGAUAUGUUCAGCCAAGCCAGACAGCAAUCGAAUGGCUUCAGCAACAGCGCGGAUAACAUCAGCACCAAGUUCACUCCGGAGGACUGGGAUGGGAAGUUCGAGGCCGGAGCUGACUACUUCAAGCCGAAACCCGAACAACAAAAGACUCGUACGCAAUCUGCUUCUCGGCCACGGGGCAGAUCACCCGUCAAGGCUCGACCAAUCGAUCCCAAGUUCCCUCAGCCUGGUGAUUCGGACAACUCAACCGAAUCCCCCAGUGGGGCCAAGUUCUCGGCGGAUGAGUGGAAGGAGACGUUCAAGCCGCAGACGUUCAUGCCUCCUCCUCCUCGGAUGGCUUCAACACCUAGCAGAAAGCGAACUGGGCCGGCUCUCCGACCCACCAUGGGCGGGAAUGCAGCGGUUGUGAGCGAUGGAGACAGCUCUGAUGACAAGCCUCUCUUCGCUGGCCGCAAGAACAUGGCCUCCGGAGUUGGCAGCCCGGAACCCAUGGACGUUGAUACGCCACCAGCAAACAACCCGGUCCCUCAGUAUACGACUACUACUGGCCACGGUCACUUGAAGGUCAACAACGAAUCCAGCAAGCGAUCAGCCUCGACAUCGGCAUCCCAAUCGCGAAGCGGCACUGAAGACCUCAAUGUCGAGUUUGACGACUUACAUAUCCGAGACCUGAUGUCGAGCAUGGCCAUGCCAGCUGCGCCCCAGCCUCCUGAUCUCCCGGAAGUCUCAAGCCAGUUUGAACUUCCAAGCCGUAUAGCGUAUGACGAAUACGUCAAGCGCUUCGCAAAGUACAUGACCGAAUGGGAUCUCUUCAAUUCGAAGUUCCUGCUCCAUAUGGUGGCUCGUAAGAAUCAGAUCGACAAUUUGAAGGAGAGGAGAUGGACCGACGAGGCCGGUACGGAGAUUUACCGCAUUGGACUCAAGGAAGAUCAGGCAGUGCUGAAGCGCUGGACUGAGUUUCAACAGGGCCAUGAGACGGUUAUCAAGGCUUUCAUCGUUGUUCGCGAGCGUAUGAAGAACCGAGACGAGCACGAGGGUCCGAACUCGGCUGCGCAAAAGACGGAGCAGCGAGUGCGACCGAGGAAGAAGACGCAUUAG